Molecule: messenger RNA, 2185 nt
Organism: Spizellomyces punctatus DAOM BR117
Lineage: Eukaryota; Fungi; Chytridiomycota; Chytridiomycetes; Spizellomycetales; Spizellomycetaceae
Exons: 7
Coding region: 140-2116 (658 amino acids)
Biological process (GO): activation of protein kinase activity; regulation of mitotic spindle organization
Cellular component (GO): spindle; microtubule
Source: RefSeq, a predicted model, not a curated record
CUACGAUCUUUGAAGGUGUUCCUGGGGCUGCAGGAAAACGAGUAUCGAGAUCAACCCCUCCACCCAUUUUCUCUAUCGUUUUGUAACUAGCCAAGGAGAAGGGGUGCCUUCCUCUUUAAUAAAGUCGUUUAAAAUCUCAAUGACGCCUCGACCUAAACCUCCACGUAGAAGCUCCCUCACACCACGUCCACUGAAAACCCUAUCGCUUUAUCCCGUUAUCCACGCACGCCUUCCGAAGGAAACUACAGGAUCUAAUCUGUUUGCCGAAGCGGCCGAGCAAAGGACGGUUGGGAGCGAUGAUACGGAUGCAAAUUAUGAAUUUAACGCUCCUCAAUUUCAUGAUUUCUUGAAAGAGGAGAGCGAAACUGGCAUUGAUAGUUGGUUUGACGCACGUAUCACAACUCCUGCAAGCACGAUAUUUGCGGAAGAUAAUCAUCACAACGAGGGCGACGACGAAUUUCACGAAGAAUUUUCUGUACAAGAGUCGACACCGAAAGCCAGCCAGUUUCUGGCAAAUCUUGGGUUGACUCAACCCGAAUGUAAGCAAAACACGAGCGCUAGCAACUUCGCAAACCCCUUCGCAUCUGCGAAUCAGCGAUUGUCAUCGUCAUCGUCAUCUGCCGAUGAAUCUGUUAAGCCAGAAAGAACCAAGGCACGGGACACUAAACCCCGUGAAGGAAAACCUGUCGCUGAGAAAAUGAAUCAGACGCAGAAACGCAGGGGACUUACAGUACCAAAGGAGUUUAGCUUUGCUUCAAGGUUAAGAACUAAGGACGGGUUGGGGAUGCGGUCUCCUGGCGGAGUACAGAAAAAGAAGCCAAUAAAGCGAAUGAAUGGAAUGACAGUCCCCAGACCUUUCAAUUUUCAUUCUACUCUACGAACGUUGGCAAACGACGUGACCCAGCCAAAAUCCCCGUACGUUCCGUUGGCAGUGAAAGUGAAGUCUUUCGAGGCGAAUGUACCCGAGAGAUUCAAGGCUAAGCCGGGACCUGCAAAGGUCUUUUCUGCGGUGUCAUCUCCUUGGAGGGGGCAUGUAAGAAUGACCAAACCACGAUCACCGUAUUUGCUCACAAAGCUACGGAAGAAGACGCAUACCGUUCCGAGUCGAGAAGAACAAGAGCUGGCGGAAUUGGCCAAGAUCCAGCCGUUCAAGGCAAAGCCUGUUGACCGUAAGAUCCUGGCCUCCGACCGUCCAAUUGGUGUUCCUGCCGUUCCCAAAUCAGCACCCACCAUUCCUCAGUCGCCUGCUAUUACAAAACCCCGACCACCACCGGCUCCUGAACCCUCACCACCGAGAAUAGUAAAGGCGAAUCCUAUUCCUAAAAAGAUCUUUCAGCCGUUUGAGCCUGUGGUCGAACAUCGUGUCAUCGUGCCACCCGAAUUCUCGCUCCCAGGGGAUGAGAUUAGCAGAAGAAAAAAAAUUGAAUUUGAGGAACGGGUCAAACGAGAGAAAGAGGAAGAGGAGCGCGCGAAACAGUUCCGCGCCUACCCUUUGCCUUAUGAUGAGCCUGAUCCUCUUCCAUCCGUCCCUCACCGCCCAAUAACCAACCCUCAGCCCUUCAAUCUUGAAACAGAAAUUCGCGGCUCCUUUGCGCGUCUUACCAUCGAAGAGAAGCGAGAGCGGGAACUAAGAGAACAGGAGCGGAUGAGGCAAUUUCGGGCGAAUCCUCUCCCAUGUUUGGACCCUUUCAUUCCACAGCCUUCAAAUCGCCCGCUUACAGAUGUGGAAAACGUGCUGUUGCACACGGACGUAAGGGCCGAGGAGAGGCGGGCGUUUGAAGAGUCACGAAAACAGAGAGAGGCUAUCGAACAAAAGAUGAGGGAAGAGAUGGCAAAAGAUGACGAGGAACGCGAGAAAGAACAAAUACGGCUCCUCCGUAAGCAACAAGUUCAUAAAGCGCAGCCAGUUUUGUACGAUAAAAUGAAACCGCUGAAUGUCAAACCAUCCACCAAGAAAUUGACAGAGCCAGAAAGUCCUUUCAUAGGGGAAAAGCGCAAAAAGGCCAUGCAGGCGCAACAACACCCCCAGCUUGGGACAUUUGGAUGCAUUACAGGAGGCGGUGGCAGCAAACUUCAAGCAAGACUACUAGAAGAAGCAGCUAGAAGCCACAAGUAACCAUCUUUCUAGGACACACGUUGUUUUUAUGUAUAAUAUACUAUUGUAACAGAGAUCUUGCUCAUAACA